Lindgomyces ingoldianus is the source of this 1689-nucleotide messenger RNA. RefSeq names its product putative MFS multidrug transporter. The coding region runs from base 16 to 1689 and encodes 557 amino acids. Gene Ontology annotation, molecular function: transmembrane transporter activity. Lineage: Eukaryota; Fungi; Ascomycota; Dothideomycetes; Pleosporales; Lindgomycetaceae. The record is from RefSeq and is a predicted model, not a curated record. Gene Ontology annotation, biological process: transmembrane transport. The transcript has 7 exons.
GACGAGACGAAAGACAUGGCGGCCAAACAAAGCGACAGCGGCUACCCUUCGGGGCUCAAGUUAGCGUUCCUCAUGUUGUCCAUAUUCGCGGCCAUGUUCUUGGUGACCUUGGACAAAAUGAUCAUCUCAACUGCUAUUCCUGACAUCACCGAUACAUUCCACUCAAAGGACGAUGUUGGAUGGUACGGAACAGCGUAUUUGCUCACCAAUUGCGCAUUCCAGUUGGUGUUUGGAAAGCUGUACAAGUUCUUCCCUCUCAAGGUCACUUUCUUGAUAUCUUUGCUACUCUUCAUGGCCGGCUCUGCCCUCUGCGGUGCAGCUCCAAAUUCCAUCGCGUUCAUAUUCGGCAGAGUCGUAGCUGGCCUGGGGGCGGGAGGCGUUCUUCCUGGUGUGAUGGUCAUCAUGGUCUAUGCUGUUCCGCUGCAGAAGCGGCCUAAGUACCAAGGCUUUUUUGGCGCCAUAUUUGGUGUCGCUUCAGUGCUCGGGCCUACCAUUGGCGGCGCUUUCACUACACACGUCACCUGGAGAUGGUGUUUUUACAUCAACCUUCCCAUUGGAGGUGCCGUGAUGGCGCUGGUGUUCUUCCUACUCGAUGUGCCUGACCAGCCCGGCACCAAUAUUCCUCUCACAGACAAGCUGCGGCAGUGGAGCAAUGGGCGUGUUAUUGUGUUGUUUGUUUUUGCCUUCCUGCUCUUGAUCGCCUUUUGCAUUGUCCAGGUCUGGCUCCCGGAUCAAGCCGUUCUCCCACCGCGUGUUGCCUUUCAGCGCAGCAUCGCUUCCGGCUUCUUGACGAGCUCGUGCGUCGGAGCACACCAGACUAUAUUCCUUUACUAUCUGCCUAUCUGGUUCCAGGCGGUCAAGGGCAAGUCGGCAGUUGAAAGCGGCAUAGACCUCCUUGCCAUGGUCAUUCCUAUCGCCGUGACAGCGAUUGUCAAUGGUCAGCUAGUCUCCUUGAUUGGUUACUACACGCCCUCCCUGAUAUUCGGCGUCUGCUUCACGGCGAUCGGCGCCGGCUUGCUCACCACCUUCGGAGUCCACACUCCAAAGGCAAAGUGGAUCGGCUACCAGAUUUUGUACGGUCUUGGCCAAGGCUUUGCCUCGCAGGCUCCGAAUAUGGCCGCCCAAACCGUGUUGCCGAAAGAGGACGUAGCCAUUGGCGCAUCGCUGAUGUUCUUCGGGCAGACGCUUUUCGGCGCCGUCUUCGUCUCCGUCGGGGAGAACGUGCUUGAUAACCGGCUGACAAAAAGCCUCGCCGGCAUCCCAGGCAUAAACUCUGAAGUUAUCAAGGACACUGGGGCUACGGACAUGAUCAACAUAAUCGGAAACCAGUACCGCACGUCCGCGCUGGAGGCGUACAACAAAGCGCUGCGCGCCGUCUUCCAGGUUGGUCUUUGCAUGGCCUGCCUCGCUAUUCCUAGCGCUCUUACCAUGGAGUGGCGCACCGUCAAGAAGAAGAUGCCGCCCAAGAUUCCAGAUGGUGCGCAGCUUGCUGAGAAGGGUAAUGAACAGGGUAAUGCAGGGGAGCAGGAAGUGCCAACAACGAAGGCAGAAGAAGCAGUGGGAAAAGAAACUAUCAUCAAGGCUACCGAUAACGAGAAGUACCAAGACAGGGACGCAAAUGGGGCGGAGUCGAUAGUGAGUAGUGAUGCCACGCAUACUGCCACCCCGAACGAGGAAAAGCUUGGGUAA